Trematosphaeria pertusa is the source of this 744-nucleotide messenger RNA. RefSeq lists its product as uncharacterized. NCBI's taxonomy places the organism in Eukaryota, Fungi, Ascomycota, Dothideomycetes, Pleosporales, Trematosphaeriaceae. The coding region runs from base 48 to 587 and encodes 179 amino acids. The record is from RefSeq and is a predicted model, not a curated record. The transcript is spliced from 2 exons.
CUCUAGCACCGCAUGCCCCCUCGUUAAUAUCAGCAAUCCUCACAAUAAUGCCCCCUCCCCCAAACACGCCCCAGUCAAACGCAAACGCAAAUCCCAAUCCCCCUCCCACCAACGCCUCCGCCUUCCUCGCAACCGUGCUCAACCCGCCAACCACCGCGUCCCGCACGCCGCCCCAUCUCCGCAUGAGCUCGAACCGAGGAGGACAGUCCGAAUUCACAGCGACCCAGCGCUCCCUCCAAGCGCGGAACAAACCAUAUGAGGGUGCAGCGGCGACGCGAGAGGGCGAGGCAUACGAGACGCGGCAGCGGCGCGAGGAAGCGGCGUCGAUACUGCAGAACCUAGAAAUGCUGAUAUGGUAUAGUUCCGCGAGGAAUGAGAGCCUCUCGCAAACCCGGCACCACUUCCAGAACGUCGUCCUUGGCGUCGACCGCGACGACGACAUACAAUGGCUCGAGGAAUGGGAGGUGCCGCCUGAGCGGCGGGUGCGGAAAGACGGCGAGGAUACGGUUAUGGGAGGAGGGAGUGGUAGUAGUCCGGCGCGGAGUGCGAAGGGGAAGGAGAGGGAGAAGGGGAAGAGGAAGGCUUGAACAUAUCCUCCUCCCCACGGCACACACAAGACGAGAACAUGAUUUACGAAUUUGCUUGCAUACACGAGGUUUUCAUCUUGGGUUUUCUUGGUUAGAGCAGCAUUAUACCCCCUAGUGUCUAUUUGCAAGUCAGAUUGAUAUAUUCAAAAGCGCUUCA